UCCUACUAUUCUACAUUCCUUUUUUAAUUGAGAAACACUUCUUUGCGUUCAUGUGUUGAUUUGUUAUCUGGUUUCUGUGAUUUGCCCCCUCUCCAUCAUUUCCUUAAGUUUUCCCAAUCUAAUCCUUCUCUCCACCCCACGAGCCACAUCCGGAUCAGAAAAGAGACCUAACAGAACAGAAACAUCAGUCGGAGGUCAGAGAGACCUUACUUUUGGAUCCCUGUUCGCACUCCAAGAUCGCCCUCCCUUGCUGCUACACAUAAUCAUGGCGACCUCUCAGUUUCUUCUCAGAGAAGACGACCUUCUUCGUUCUUUUCUUGAACCUCCAAGAGGAGAUGAUGCUAAAUCCGAGAGGAUGACAAUUGAGAAAAAGAUCGAAUUCCUCGAGAGCUUGACUGGAAAGGUUACAAAUCGAAGGUCUCGUAGGUGGUUAAAUGAUCGUCUCUUAAUGGAACUUGUUCCUCGACUGGAUGCCGAGGAAAUUAGGGGCUUGUUCGCUCCACCACCAUGGGGUGAUGAAGUUCCACCUUCGGUUUUUUGCAUGACAAAUGUGGGAGAGUGGGAUAGAUUUAGGAAUAUAGACAUGGAUAAAGAGGUUAAUAUUAUUCAUGCCCUGGAAAGCUCUGUCACUAAGAAGAAAGGUCAUAUUGAUGCCGACAAGGCGGAAGUAUUGAAUGCUUGGCGUAGGGUGGAUUCCCGAACAAGAGAGGCACUACGCCGCAGCUUUUUAUGGGAGCUGAUAGAUGGUUAUGAGGAAUGUAUACGGACUUUCGUCAGUGAGAGCACCGAUCAGGAUGUUCUUGAACUACGCAUACGAGAUCCUUUUCAUAGGUUGCUGCUGCAUGGUGUCUGUGAGUUCUACAACUUAGUCUCCGUUACAGUGACGGGAGGAAAUGGAAUGGAGGCUUCUAAGGUGACAACCAUAAAGAAGAAGAAAAAGGGUUCUCCGGUGCUCCCAAGUAUCACUCUGUCCCACUUCCUGAAAAUGUCUAAGGAAGGCAGUUGGUAACUGCACUAGGUGGAGGCAGAGAUGACGUUGCUGUAGCUGUAGAUAAAGCUUCCUCCUGUAGGCUGUAGCUUAAUAUGAUGUGUUCAGUGUUCCUAAAUAACAUUGCAAUUUAAUUGGUCUCCCUGUAAAUUGUAACAUACCAUGAGUCAACAGUAGUAGUUGAUUGUUGGAUCUGGGAAACUUAGGAAAUAAGUCAUUUAUAAAUUUGUCUCUUAUGAUUCAGAUGAUGUUCACAUCUGCUUAGUUUGCUGCUUCAUCAAAGUACUGCCACACCCCUCCCCCGCCCCCUGACAGUGCAGCAACAAUAGUGGGGAGAAAGAGGGGAGGUAGCCAAGUUGCUUUGAUUAAUAUAUUCAGAUUCUUUAUCCAA
Messenger RNA from Prosopis cineraria, 1379 nucleotides. RefSeq lists its product as uncharacterized. NCBI's taxonomy places the organism in Eukaryota, Viridiplantae, Streptophyta, Magnoliopsida, Fabales, Fabaceae. The transcript has 7 exons. Bases 266 to 1009 code for a protein of 247 amino acids. The record is from RefSeq and is a predicted model, not a curated record. Gene Ontology annotation, molecular function: nucleic acid binding.